AACGAGGUGAAUUCCGACACAUUCUUGCUUCCUCCAUCCAUCAGCAACUACGUCUGAACGGAGGUCUCAGUGCUGGCAACAUAUCCAUCGCCCAGAGCAUUCAUCACAAGGCGUCCAUGGCCACACAGUGGACGUUCCGCAUUGGCUGGAGUCAACCCAUCCUCCCCACGCAAGACCCUGGCUCAUGCUUUUCACCUUAUCGCACCCGCAUUGCGCAUAUGUAAUCAACGUCCCUCGUCGUCCGAUGGCAGCGCAGUCUCCACCAAUUCAGUUUCCGGCUGUCAUCACCCAACCCGACCGGCACAGGCUCGUGGUCACCACUUGUGCCACCAUUCUCUUCUGUGCUUCCCUCAGUGGUCUUUACUUCAUCCCUUCUGGAUCGUGAUACAGUGACACCUUCUUAUCCAACAGACAACAUGGCUAGUGCGACGGACAAGCUCUCCCCCAAAGAUGUCUCCAAUCACUUUUCGCGGGUGACAAAGCAUCGAGUUCCGAGCCAGGUCAAGCGUUUCUACCAAUAUUUUUCCAUUCCUGGAAUUGGAAAUCUUGCUGGAGGACUUCCUAAUCCCAAUUAUUUCCCUUACGAUACUCUCGAAGCCUCCACCGCCGUUCCUGACAGAUUUAAACCAACUCCCAAUAACCCCGUCGACCCCCCAGCCACUGACCUUACCCUUUCAGCCCUGAAUCUAUCAGACCCCGCCGCUGCCUCUCGCGUGCUCGUUCCUCAUGACUCUGCCGAGCCCAAUCCUCUUCGGAAGAUCGACUUGACCACCGCCCUGCAGUAUGGCACCGCCCAGGGUUAUCCACCCCUCUACAGCUUCAUUCGUGAAUUCGUCCAGGAACACCUUCAUCCCAAUGUCCCUUACAAGGGUGGCGCUGAAGUCAUCCUGACCGUCGGCUCCACUGAUGGCUUUUCCAAAACUGUCGAGGCUUUUAGCAAUAUCUGGGAUUCGGAGAGAGACUGGAUCCGGGAAAGAGAGGGUUUACUCUGUGAAGAAUUCGCUUACAUGAACGCCAUUCAGACCGCAAGGCCUCGGGGUCUCAAUGUUGUGCCCGUCGCCAUUGACGACGAAGGCAUGCUGGCAUAUGGCAAAGGCGGUCUUGAAGACGUUAUGUCUAAUUGGGAUACAAACAAGGGCAAACGACCCCAUCUGAUGUACACAGUCACAAUGGGCCAAAACCCCACCUCUGGCCUGUUGUCGCUCACUCGACGGAAAGAAAUAUAUGCCUUGGCCCAGAAAUAUGAUAUUAUCAUUGUGGAAGAUGACCCUUACUGGUAUCUGCAAUAUCCGUCGGCGCUGGAGUUGUCCAACAAAGCUCGAGGCCAAUCGACCAGUCCCAAGUCCCCAGCUGCAGUGAAUUACAACACGUUGGACGGUGGCCGGUCAAGUGGUUAUGAGUUCCUGGACAGCCUAGUACCCUCUUACCUCUCCAUUGAUGUGGACGGUAGAGUGGUGAGACUAGAUACGUUUAGUAAAACGGUGGCGCCAGGGUGUCGACUCGGAUGGAUUACCGCGCAGCCGGCUGUCAUCGAGAAAAUCCAGCUGAUCACCGAAAGCUCAACUCAACAGCCCAGUGGGUUCGUCCAGAGUUUGAUUGCGGAGCUUUUGAUGGGACCGUCCAGCCACGGUGACCCUGGAAAGGGUGGAAGCAAAGACGGUAGUGGAUGGAAAUUCGACGGCUGGGUCAGGUGGCUAGAGGGCUUGCGAGGCAACUACGAGAGACGAAUGCAAGUUAUGAGCCAGAUCCUGGAGGACGGAAUGUACCUGAUUCAAGGAAGUGCACCCGGGCCAACAAAGCCGGGUCGUGCAGAAGAGGACGACUUCGAGAUUGUCAAGAAGACCCAGCUGUACGACUUUGCCUGGCCCGCGGCAGGCAUGUUCUUGUGGCUUCGAGCCCAUUUUGACACCCAUCCACUUUACGAAAAAGUUGGAGGCCAACGACUGGCCAACGCCUUUUGGGUCUUCCUAACCGCCAAACCGUACCUGGUGCUCCUGGCUCCUGGGGUCAUGUUCUCCCCAACUCCCGAGAUUGCCGAGCAGGUCGGCUGGCAAUACUAUCGGCUCUGCUUCGCCGCCGUCGACGACGAGCUCGUGGCCAAGCACAGCAAAGGCACCGUUGAUGCUUUUGUCGAUUACUGGGCCAUUGACGAUCCUAAGAAGAUUGAUGACUUGCUCGACGACGUUGGUGCUCGUGCCGCCAGCGUCGAGAACGCACUCCAAAAUCAGGCUUCUUUUGCGACGAAUCCUAUUUUCUGCUGAUUGUAGUUGUUGUGCGUGGAUAUAUGUAUGUAUGAGGAUAUAUGUCUAUGUCUCGUAUAUGCACCACUUUAUAUUUAUACAUAGACAAGAACGGUAACGUGUGACUGUUUACCGCGCGGAUGAAUAUACGAGACAAGUCUUGUUGAGAAUUGAGUCUGAGAUGAGUCCUCUUAAGUAUUCCGUUAUGCAUAAGCUUUUCCAUGGCAGUACAUCUUGCCUUAGCCGUGCACAUGCUAGGUACUAUAUUAAUAGACAUAAAAAUCUAUGCAAUGAGUUUCUG
Exophiala mesophila is the source of this 2541-nucleotide messenger RNA. RefSeq lists its product as uncharacterized. Gene Ontology annotation, molecular function: pyridoxal phosphate binding; transaminase activity. The record is from RefSeq and is a predicted model, not a curated record. NCBI's taxonomy places the organism in Eukaryota, Fungi, Ascomycota, Eurotiomycetes, Chaetothyriales, Herpotrichiellaceae. The transcript has 4 exons. Gene Ontology annotation, biological process: biosynthetic process. Bases 417 to 2261 code for a protein of 614 amino acids.